CGAGUACCGGUAUCACAUGUUUCCAUCGAAACAGAAACUAUUUCUAUAUCAAUUCCAGCCUUAAUAGCGUUUACAAUCCUCUCUGGAAUAGGAAUAUUGUUCUGCAUCGGCUUAAUUGCUUUUACUCUAAACUAUCGUCAUGACAGGCAUAUUAAAUUAUCCAGCCCUCGUAUUAAUAUCGUUAGCGCUAUAGGAUGCUUGAUUUGCUAUUUUAGCAUAAUCGUGUUUGGAAUCGACUCUGGAGUUGUUCCUUUAAUCACCGUACCAGCAUUUUGUACAGUGAAAAUUUGGCUCUUAUGCAUUGGAUUUACUUUCGCUUUUGGUGCUUUAUUUGCCAAAACAUGGAGAAUUCAUAAAAUUUUUACUUGUAAAACUAGGCAAUCUGUUAUCAAAGAUUGGCAUUUGUUGACGACGGUUUUCCAGUUAUUAAUCAUUGAUGUUAUUAUUUUACUAUGCUGGACCAUUAUCGACCCUAUGCAGCUAAAGCACCUUACAAUUACAACACAGAUCAAUCAAGAUGAAUCAAAUACCAUAAGUAGACAAUUACAAUACUACUGCAGCUGCAACCAGAUCGUGGUCUGGAUGGCUAUUGUUUUUGGAUAUAAAUUCUUAUUAUUACUCAUUGGCAGUUUCUUGGCUUACGAGACAAGAAAUGUGACUAUUCCUGCGCUGAAUGAUUCAAAAUUUAUUGGAUUUUCAAUCUACAAUGUCACAUUACUGGCUGCUGUAGGUAGUAUCAUUUCUUUCGUCGUCAGAGCUAGUCCAACAACUCUGUAUGUGCUCCAUGCGAUAUUAAUAUUUAUCUGCAGUACAACAACACUAAUGUUUAUCUUUAUUCCUAAG
Messenger RNA from Trichoplax adhaerens, 843 nucleotides. RefSeq lists its product as uncharacterized. The transcript is spliced from 4 exons. NCBI's taxonomy places the organism in Eukaryota, Metazoa, Placozoa, Uniplacotomia, Trichoplacea, Trichoplacidae. The record is from RefSeq and is a predicted model, not a curated record. Gene Ontology annotation, biological process: gamma-aminobutyric acid signaling pathway; G protein-coupled receptor signaling pathway. Gene Ontology annotation, molecular function: G protein-coupled GABA receptor activity. The annotation marks the transcript as partial. Gene Ontology annotation, cellular component: membrane; G protein-coupled receptor heterodimeric complex.